AUGUCAAACAUGUUUGAUCAUGGUGACACUGUUCAUUUAGUUCAAAAAGUGCCCGUACGAUCGGUUAAAUCGACCAUUGCUAUGGUUGACGAAGACGAUGAAUCUGAUGAUCCUUUAUUACAACGAUUGAAGGGAAUACGUCCAGGACGAUUAAAAAAUGCCGUAACUCGAACAUCAUUCAAUGAAGAAAAUGAUCGAACCACAUGUUCAUCAUCAUCAUCAUUAAUAACUGAUCAUAAUUUGACUAAUAAUUAUUAUAUCGAUGUUCUUGAAUUUAGUGAUUGUCUAUUUGUUGACGAAAUACAUGAAUUACAUGACGAGUAA
Molecule: messenger RNA, 324 nt
Organism: Didymodactylos carnosus
Lineage: Eukaryota; Metazoa; Rotifera; Eurotatoria; Philodinida; Philodinidae
Source: the annotation of a GenBank genome assembly